This is a messenger RNA of Lepus europaeus (European hare), 3888 nucleotides long. RefSeq names its product tubulin tyrosine ligase like 11 (gene TTLL11). Gene Ontology annotation, cellular component: cilium. Bases 58 to 2130 code for a protein of 690 amino acids. The transcript has 9 exons. Gene Ontology annotation, biological process: protein polyglutamylation; microtubule cytoskeleton organization. The record is from RefSeq and is a predicted model, not a curated record. Lineage: Eukaryota; Metazoa; Chordata; Mammalia; Lagomorpha; Leporidae. Gene Ontology annotation, molecular function: tubulin binding; tubulin-glutamic acid ligase activity.
UCGAGCCGGGGUGGUGGAGCGGCGGCGGCGGCGGCGCUGGCACCGGCCCUGAGCGCCAUGCGGCGGGGCAGCGCCGAAAGGGAGCUGGCGGAGCGGUGGGAGCUGGAGACGGAGGCCAAAGCCAAGGCGGCGGCCGAGCAGGUCGGCGUGGACGCGGGUGCGGCCGGCGAGCCGGAGCGCAAAGCGGGCGAGGAGCAGCCCAAGGCGCCGGCCCCGGAGCAGCCCCGCGCGGCGGAGGAGGGGGACGCCGGCGUCUCCCCGCGGCCGCCGCCCGCGCUGCCCCAGGACAGGCCGAAGCCGGCGCUGGCGCGGGGCCCCGGCCAACACGGGAAGCCCCGGAGCAAGGGCCGGAGCUGCAAGCGGAGCUGCGGCCGCCUCCCGGACGAGUGCGGCGCGCUGCGGCCGGUCACCGUGGACAGCUCCAAGGCCAAGACCUCCCUGGACGCCCUGAAGAUCAGCAUCCGCCAGCUCAAGUGGAAGGAGUUCCCAUUUGGCCGCCGCUUACCUUGUGACAUCUACUGGCACGGAGUUUCAUUCCAUGACAAUAACAUAUUCUCCGGUCAAGUGAACAAGUUCCCAGGCAUGACGGAGAUGGUGCGGAAAAUCACACUGAGCAGAGCCGUGAGGAUCAUGCAGAGCCUCUUCCCGCAGGAGUACAACUUCUACCCGCGCUCCUGGAUCCUGCCCGACGAGUUCCAGCUCUUCGUCGCUCAGGUACAAAUGGUGAAAGAAGGGGACCCCUCCUGGAAACCCACUUUUAUUGUGAAACCUGACGGCGGCUGUCAGGGGGACGGAAUCUACCUCAUCAAAGACCCCACUGAUGCCCGCCUGGCAGGGACCCUGCAGAGCAGGCCAGCGGUGGUCCAGGAGUACAUGUGUAAGCCCCUCCUGAUCGACAAGCUCAAGUUUGAUAUUCGCCUGUACGUCUUACUCAAGUCCUUAGACCCCUUGGAGAUUUACAUAGCCAAAGACGGGCUCUCCAGGUUCUGCACGGAGCCCUACCAGGAGCCCAGCGCCCAAAACCUGCACCACGUCUUCAUGCACUUGACCAACUACUCGCUGAACAUCCACAGCGGCAACUUCAUCCAUUCGGACAGCACGAGCACGGGCAGCAAGAGGACUUUCUCCAGCAUCCUUUGCAGGCUGUCUUCCAAAGGCGUCGACAUCAAGAAGGUCUGGUCCGACAUCAUCUCCUUGGUGAUCAAGACCGUCAUCGCCCUGACUCCAGAGCUCAAAGUCUUCUACCAGUCGGACAUCCCCACGGGCAGGCCCGGCCCCACCUGCUUCCAGAUUCUAGGCUUCGACAUCCUCCUGAUGAAAAACUUGAAGCCCGUGCUCCUGGAAGUCAACGCCAACCCCAGCAUGAGAAUCGAGCACGAGCAAGAGCUCUCCCCAGGGGUGUUUGAAAACGUCCCCAGCGUUGUCGACGAGGAAGUGAAGGUGGCUGUGAUCAGAGACACGCUGCGCCUCAUGGACCCUCUGCGGAAGAAGAGAGACAGCCAGUGCCAGCAUCUUGCAUUAGCCAGGAGGGAAGAGCCUGCGGACGGCGAGCAGACGGGCGCCCCCGACAGCAACACCAACCCCGAAGCCCACCUGCCUUCCAUCUGCCUCAAGCAGGUGUUCCCCAAGUACGCGAAGCAGUUCAACUACCUGCGCCUGGUGGACAGGAUGGCGAACUUGUUCAUCCGCUUCCUCGGGAUCAAGGGCACCAUGAAGCUGGGACCCACUGGCUUCCGGACCUUCAUCAGGAAUUGCAAGCUCAGCGGCAGCAGCCUGUCCAUGGCGGCUGUGGACAUCCUGUACAUCGACAUCACCAGGAGGUGGAACUCCAUGGCCCUGGACCAGCGGGACUCAGGGAUGUGCCUGCAGGCGUUCGUGGAAGCCUUCUUCUUCCUGGCCCAGCGCAAGUUCAAGCUGCUGCCCCUCCACGAGCAGGUGGCCUCGCUGAUCGACCUGUGCGAAUACCACCUGUCCCUGCUGGACGAAAAGCGCCUGGCCAGCAGCCGGGGCGGCCCGCACCCCCAGGGCGGCCCUCCCGGGGCAGACUCCCCGCAGCCGGCUGGGGGCAACCCCCCACCCCGCACCUGUGGGGCCAACAGGCUCGGCCAUCCCAGACAUGCCCUGUCCUGAGGGGGCCACCCCAGCCCCCAGAAGGCGAGAGGGCGCCCUCCAGGACUCCCUGCCUGCGGAGGGUCGGCGGAAUUCCCGUGUGAGACGCCCCCAUGCUCCGCGGCGCUGCACCCUGCUGGCCACCAGCCUUCCUCCUGGCACCUCCCGGCGACGCAUCCCUGGACACACGACCUGUGAAAUGUGACAGACAGGCACCUUCUGUUCUGGGCUCACGGGCAGCACCCACUGAGGGCAGCGCUGUUGUGUUCGAGGGUGGGGCACUCACGACCCCUAGGAGCCCAGAUCUGCGGGCCGGAAGUGGAGCCUCAAUGGGGCGGGGCCACUGGGCAUGGCUGCUUCUGGCCCAGGAGCACCACGUGCCCACCACCACCACCACCACCACCACCAAGAAGGCAGCGUGCACCUCCCAGCCCAAUCACCUGCUACCUGGGUGUAGUGAACAGAUUAGCCUCAUUUAUUUCAUUAGCUUGCCUAGUGCUGCAAUGUCCGGUUUGUUGCUAAUUAAGAAAUAAUUAAGAAGUAACUAAGUAAUGAGGCUCCCAGAGCCUCAGAGCUGACCGGGAGCCUCAAAGGUCACUUUGUUAGAUUUUGUUUGACCUUGACCCCGAAGCAGGGAUGCCACUUUUGGCCUCCCUGACCAGGCGGUCCUGUGGCCCCUGGAUGAGCCCCUGCAUGGGAGGGACAGCCCGGGGAUGAGGGACAGGGCUCCCUAGGGGAGGACAGAGACCUGGAGAGGCAGCAGGGUGGGCAGGAGUGGUUCUUGUCUGAAGCCCAGGAGCCAGGAGACCUGCUCCUUGUCUCUGUCUAUGCCCCAGGCCUAAGCCCUCAGAGGCACCAUGGGCCUUCCGAAGCCACGCCCUCCAGGACACUGGGAUCGGAGGGUCAGGGUGGCCUUUUCCCAGAGGGCUCCUUUAGGGGCUGCCAUGAGUCCAGUGGUCCCCACGCUCUGCGUGAGGAAGCAGCUGUACCGUCCGUGCCUGGCACACAGCGGGAGGCAGAACGUGCCUGCAGGUGCAGGGCAGGGGCCCGGGGCUCUGGAGGCAGAAGCGAGCCCAGGGCGUGUUCCCCCGUCUUCCUUCAGCAUCUUGUCUUCUCUUCCUUCCUUCUAACGUCCUGUCUGCCCGUCCAAGUCCCCUUCACCCAAACCGAUGGGUGCAGCUGGCUCCAGGCCCGUGUGCCCAGUAGAGGCUCAAAAAGCAUCUUGUGGAAAUGAAUUGCUUAGAUUUGCCCUCCCCGAAGUACUUUUAAACGCAAAGAGGAGGUUGCUAGCCCAAGCGCUCUCCAAAGGUUUGACCAGUUGUUUUACAGUGGGGGAAGGGGGGGUCUGUUAACCCUUGCCUGACCUCCUUCCUGCCAGAACCCCACUCUCUCAAGCAGUAAACCCUUCUCCCUGCAGCGUGACCACCGUGCAGUGUCCCUGCCACUCCGUUUCUGUCCCUGCUGCUGCUUCCUCUGGCUUCCAGGGAGCGGGGUGGAGCCCACAGGCCGUGGCCCUUCCCAGUGGAGGGGCCCGGAGCCCAGCCCUGCGGCAGGCACACCAGAGACAGCAGACACCUGUAAAUGACUUUUGUUCUCCCAAGCUGCACGCAGGAGUGGCUGCCGCAGGUGGGAGGGGCAGGGUGCGCCUCCGGGUGUGUAUCGGGUGCUUUUCCAUGUGGGCGUUUCAAGGCGUCAUCAGCCUGGUUCUCCUGUCGCCUUGGACAGUUGGAUCAUGCUAUUCCUAUUUUCAGAUGAAGAAUAAAAGGCCUGUAAGGCCAC